This is a messenger RNA of Aureobasidium musti, 375 nucleotides long. NCBI's taxonomy places the organism in Eukaryota, Fungi, Ascomycota, Dothideomycetes, Dothideales, Saccotheciaceae. The record is from the annotation of a GenBank genome assembly.
AUGGCGUUUCCCGGCAUGUCAGCUCCCGGCUUGGGUGGCCAAGGUGUCGGUCUGGACGAGCAGAAGCUCAAGGAGCAGCAGAUGAUCAAAUUUAUGCAACAAGCCAUGGAGUCAUGUCCAGCAAAGACUGCAAUGUCUGGUGUCAUGGGCUUCGGUUUAGGCGGUCUCUUUGGUCUCUUCAUGUCGAGUUUCCGCGCAAAGAACGAUCUGUACAAUGGCGUAGCAGCUGGAUGCAUCACAGGUGGUGCUCUCGCCGCCAAAGCCGGUCCCCAGGCCGCUGCUCUUGGUUGCGCUGGUUUUGCUGGUUUCAGUGCCGCUAUCGAUUACUACAUGCGCAUGCCGAACGACGACACAGCCGCCGACCCCAUCGCUUAG